Boeremia exigua is the source of this 4005-nucleotide messenger RNA. RefSeq lists its product as uncharacterized. The coding region runs from base 35 to 3769 and encodes 1244 amino acids. The transcript is spliced from 2 exons. The record is from RefSeq and is a predicted model, not a curated record. NCBI's taxonomy places the organism in Eukaryota, Fungi, Ascomycota, Dothideomycetes, Pleosporales, Didymellaceae.
CAAUUUCCAAUAUGUGGAUCGCAUCUCGUAUGAGAUGAUUGCCAGCAAUGGCAUGGAGCAGUUUGAGAAGCUUGUUCUGCUCCAUGUCAUUAUUGGCGGGAAGCCCUUGGUCAUUGACGGGUUCGAGGAGGUUUUGGACCCGUGGACAUUCACACCGUCAUGGCUGCGAGACAAUCACGGCGAAAAAGUCGAGAACGCACGCAACCUCAUCUCGAAAGAAAACAUUCCUCUCACCAUCAAACACUACCUCAAGCAUUUGAACAAGCUCACCGAGCAGUUUUUCGAUAGCCCGGACCGCUACAGGGACAAGACGCGCCAACGCAUAUAUCUGAAGGACAUCGACUGCCCGCAAGUCUGGCAAGACAAACUCAAGGACCACAUACCCUCUGGCCUCUUUUAUCUCAACGACAGCACGGGCGAGGUUGAUGGAGCUGGGGCGCUCGAAGACUCCACGGGGCGCAGAGGUCGUGGCAUUGGGCGCUCUGGGGACCUGAUGAGCAGCCUUCCACCAGAAAUGCGUGCUGAGAAUCUGAUGUGUUACAUCGGACAUGAGGGAACGUAUACACCGUCACAUCGUGAGAUGUGUGCUUCGCUCGGGCAAAACAUCAUGGUGGAUGCGUCAAAGCAGAUCAGCGAGGAUGGAAAACCUGAGCACCCGGGGUCGUCUCUCUGGUUUAUGACUGAGAUGAAGGACCGGCAUCUCGUCUCCGAAUAUUGGCUCUCCGUACUUGGCCACGAUAUUGAGGUGGAAAACCACUUCGCCCAACUCAUUGCAUGGAAGAAGGCGCCUUUCAAAACAUACGUUGUCGAGCAACGGCCUGGUGACUUCAUCUUGAUUCCACCGCUUGCUCCACACCAAGUCUGGAAUCGUGGCACUCGUACCAUGAAGAUUGCAUGGAAUCGAACGACUGUCGAAACAUUGGAACUCGCAAUGUCCGAAGCCUUGCCGAACUCCAGGAUCGUGUGCCGUGAUGAGCAAUAUAAGAACAAGGCUAUUGUUUACUAUACGCUUCUCAAAUACUCGCAGCUCAUCAAAACUGCGCGCGCUCUAGUUGAAGCCGGUGGCGACCAAGCGGAGGCAGUUCAGCAUUCGCUGAAAGUCCGACAAGUACAACGAGACUUCAAAAGACUCUUCGACCUGUAUAAGUCAAUCAUGCUUUCGGAAAUGUUUGACCAGACCUCAAGAGAGCAAUGCGAGUUUCUGCCGUAUGACAGCAAUGUUACCUGUGCUUAUUGCAGAUGCAACAUCUUCAACCGGUUCCUCAGCUGCAAGUCUUGCAAAAAUCUGUUCAGCUCGGAGAUUGAAGAGCCUUACGAUGUUUGCAUGGACUGUUACUGUAUGGGCCGCAGCUGUGGUUGCCAAUCAGGCUACCAGUGGACCGAGCAGUGGAAGUGGAAAGAUCUGAUGCAUAAAUACGAGGAAUGGCGUGCUCAGAUCAUCGACAUCGACGGUCAAAUGACUGAGAAGACACCUCUGCCUUUGCAGGAAGAGCGUCGAUAUUUAGGCAAGAAAACAUUGGCGCAAGUAUGCCAGGAGCAACUUAAAAUUCGACCAUUCGUGGACAUAAACGCUCCCCAAGCCGAGGACAAUUCGGAAGACGAAGAGAUCGAAGUCGACGCGUAUGGCGUUGCGAAAAAGGUCAAGAACAAAAAGUCUAAGCAAUGGUUGAAGGCACACAAGUCAUGCCAUACCUGCCUGCAUCGACAUCCCAACUGGAAAGUAGCAUUUUGUUCGAAUUGUGCCAUGGGUUUCUGCUACGGCACUCUAUUCCGAGCACACGACAUGAUGCCUUUGAGCGUCAUGGAGCAGUACAGUUGGAAAUGCCCCCAUUGCAGAAAGGUCUGCAACACGGGACACUGUCGACGCGACCCUCGCCAGCGUCCCUACGAACCUAAAGGCACGCUUCUCGGUCACGACACAAAGAAAGUAGCUGACCCUCGCUCUGUUGAAUGUCUCGUCGAUUUCAGUGUGUCCAAUCUCAACUGGAUGCGUGAAGAAGAAGGUAUGGGCCAGAGUGCAAUGCAACGGCGUAUGCAGCAAGCUGAAGAGGACCGAAUGGCUGACCCGUCGCUGGACCCUCGGUACAUGGAUGAAGAUCCUGCAUACCCCCGGAACGGCAUUGCGUAUUCACCAGUGGAAGAUUCAAAUGGUAAUGUAGACGAUAAUGGUGGUUUCGUGGAUAUCGACACAAUACAAAACGGCGAUGCGGGUGGCUAUGACCCCAAUCAUGACCCGAACAGCGACAUCCCGCGCUUGGGGCAGAAGCGAGGACGUGAGGACGAAGAAACCAGUGGCCGCAAGAAGAAAAAAAUCAAGAAACAGAAAAAGAAGAAAGACGAGGAUGAACCUCUGGAGCCAAAGAACGUUUCUGGAAAGCAAUAUCAGAAAGAGAUGCAACGCAGACUUUUGGACGAGGCCAAGCGUGAGGACAGGUUCGUUCUCGUUGCUGCCAAGAUGAGGAAUAAGUCGAUGAUUGUAAAGCUCUUUCUGGAUCCUCAGAUUCUGGAGAAUAUUAGCAACCGACCGGUGCCCGAUCGACCUCUGGUAUCGAUACGACAGGAGACAUACAACGUCGAAGAACAAAGUAACCACAUGGGAUCUAUCUUACAAUCUGACGUCGUUCCAAAAGCGACGUCUGCAAGAACUCUUGACGAAAAGGAGAAGGCGACAAAGGUUUUCCGAUAUCGAGCGGAGCCUGACGAUUCGUAUACAACGAAGAAGCGGAAUGCCGAUAUUGGCGGACCAGCCAAGACUCCUGGUCGGCCUCGCGGGUCGCGGCGAUAUGAGGAGAUAACGCUCGAAUCUGACGAAGAGCUCUACGAUGAUGAUCGUGGUGAUGGCGCCUACCCUGGGCGCAGCCGCGCACGUGCAUCGAACUGGCUCGCACGGAAGAAUCAAGACGAGGAUGAGGACAUGCCGACUGAACUCCCAUCCGACUUCAGAGACGGCAUUGCACGACCAGGACGCGAUCGCGAGCGGGAGCGCGAAAGGGCACGUGAAAGAGCCGAGCAGAGGAGGUUGAUGCCAGCAAAGCCACAGUCAGUGAUCAGACCUAAGGGUCGACCGCCGAAGGCUCAUCGGAAUAGCACCGUCAACAAUGACGCUCAGCCAGAAAACGAAGAGCAAGAUGCGGGGCAUGAGGAAAUUGAGCAAGGCCCACCUAGCGAAUCGCUCAUUCUUGCUCAACAGGCUGCCGCAGUCGCUCUUGAGGCUCGACAGCGUGAAGAGGAUGCUCAUCGAAUGGCAGCAGAGGAGGAAGAGCGAGCAGCUAUUGCCGAGCGCGAAGCUCAGGAAAAUUUGCGUGCAAAGAUGGCCCUUUUCAACUCUGAUGACGAAGAGCCUGUUGACGACUUCUUCAACGACCUCGCUGCCGAAGAUCCAGUCCUCGACGAACCAGACUUUGACACUUUUGCUGAACCUAUACGAACCGGACCUCCCCAGGCCACCAACUCGCUGUUCGAUCGCCCAGAGAUGAACGGUAAGAAGAUCAAAGUUGUUUCUUCUGCAUCAAAGCGCAACGGCGAGAACGCUACCACGACUACAACCACAUUUACUGCUCCCGUGUCAACUUUCACAAGUGUCAACGAGACACCGCAGGCUAGAAUUUCAUCGGACUCGGACAGUGACGACGAGAUUCCUGCAACUGCACCAGUACCAAAGAAACCUGUCGGUAGACCGCGUCUAGUGCCAUCAAGAGGUGGCAUGGUGCCGAGCAGGGGUGGUGGGACACCGAAGCGAGCAAGAGGUCGCCCCAGGAAAACGAUGUAGCGGACACACAGGUCGAAGGUGGGAUAAAGUGUCGUCGAGACAGUACACGUUGCUUUUCUUUGCAUCCCAGCGAGGCGCUACGGAGGUUUACAUAGCAUUUUCUUGUUAGGGAGCCCUUGUGAUUGGGCUACUUUGAAUGGGAGCAUUGGGACAAGUAUCCGUAUCUAACGCAAGGCCCUGUUCUCUGAGGUAGUCAGUCUUUCAAUUUUCAACCACUGAAUGCAUCCUGCUCACAG